AUGGAUAAUGAGCAACAGUCAGUAAGUAGUGAUACCGAGUUGGAAAGUGGGACACAAAGUAAUGUUAGUGACGUAGUUCAGGAAGUACAAUGUGAGAAUCUGGGGGCAGAAGGACAAGAAAUGUUGCCAUUGCCACCCAGUGAUUCAGUUGAUAGCGGAAAUACUGUGCCAUCCGCAAGCACUGGACACGGACCAGAGAGUGGUGAGGUGUCAGAAGUGCAAUCAUUAAGAGUUAUGUUCGAGCGCAUGCUCAAUUUCCAAGCUGAAUUUGUACGUGUGCAAGCAGAGCGUGAUAGAGAACGUGAUGCUAAACAAGCAGAACGCGAUAGAGAACGUGAUGCUAAACAAGCAGAACGCGAUAGAGAACGUGAUGCUGAACAAGCAGAGCGUGACCAGAGAUUGGUAGCUGAAUUAGCCAAACAAGCAGAGCGCGAUAGAGAACGUGAUGCUAAACAAGCAGAGCGUGACCGACGCCUGCAUGAGAGGGACUUGCAGUUGAUGCAAACUUUAGAAGUUAUGCAAAGUGAGAUUGUUAGUUUGAAACAAAAAUAUGAAACCAUACCCAAAACGGUGCAAGAAUUAAGCGAAAGAGUAGAUAGUGUUCAAGUGGCUAACGCCAAUAUAGUAGAGGAAAUCAGUGUCCUGACUAAUAGGGUCGAACAACUAGAAAUUGACACAACUCAAGUAAUUGAGAACAAAGUGAUCGAACAAGUGCACAAAGUAGAAAAUGAAGUCAUAAAAGAAAUAGAUCAGAAAGUGCACGCCGCAAUUGAGGCCAGAGAUGUGGGCUCAAGUGCGGAUGUGCAAGAUCUAAAAAGGAUAGUGCACAAAGACAUUCCGCUGUGGCAGCGGAGUGUGGACCGUCGUCUUGCCGAGAUGGAGCUUAGCUUGCGGCAUGACGAGGCACGGGC
Messenger RNA from Schistocerca piceifrons (Central American locust), 911 nucleotides. RefSeq names its product RNA-binding protein 25-like. The transcript has a single exon. The record is from RefSeq and is a predicted model, not a curated record. The annotation marks the transcript as partial. NCBI's taxonomy places the organism in Eukaryota, Metazoa, Arthropoda, Insecta, Orthoptera, Acrididae.